Rotaria socialis is the source of this 1266-nucleotide messenger RNA. The record is from the annotation of a GenBank genome assembly. Lineage: Eukaryota; Metazoa; Rotifera; Eurotatoria; Philodinida; Philodinidae.
AUGCUACAUAGAAAUCAUGGCAAUGAUAACAUAUAUGCACGUAGUUUGAAAAGAUCUGUUUCGCCUGAUCAUUCGUUAAUGGAUUUACAGAAAACUAAAGUCGCUAAAAUAGAGUUACAAAAAAAUGGUGGUAAUAAAGAAAAUCUCAUUAAACGAACACAAUCUGAAAUGGUAUUGGCUAAAGAUUCUUCAUUGACAAUUGUGAAUAAAUCGGAUUCUGAUGAUAUUCCAUGUUAUCAAUCUCAUCCAUUAUGGUCAAAUAUGAUGACAAAAACAUUUGAUAAAACAUAUAAUUAUUAUUUAAAUGUUCUUGACUCUCAUCCAUCUAUUACCACUAAAAUGCGAAGUGUUUUAUUUGAUUGGUUAAUUGAAGUUAGUGAAGUUUAUCAGCUUCAUCGUGAAACUUAUCAUUUAUCUAUUGCUUAUGUUGAUCAAUAUUUAUGUAAUACCAGUAGUUUGCUAAAAAAUAAGUUUCAAUUACUUGGUAUAACAUCGCUGUUUGUUGCAGCAAAAAUUGAAGAAAUUUAUCCACCAAGAUUAUCUGAUUUUGCUUAUGUUACUGAUAAUACGUGUUCAGAAGAAGAUAUUUUGGAUAUGGAAAUAGAUUUAAUGAAUACAUUAAAUUGGUAUAUUAAUCCAAUAACAUCUAUAAGUUGGCUAUUAAUUUAUCUUCAAGUCGACUAUGAAAUGAAUUACGUAUUAAAUAAGAAUCAUUCAUCAAAAAAAAAACGACGAUUAUCAUUUUCAAACAGUGAAAUUCUUCGAAGUUCUAAAUUAACUAAUGCUCAUCGAUCAAAAGACUUUCUUCAAAUAUUUCUUUUAGCUGUUCGAUUGCUUGAUUUAUGCUCACUUGAUAUUGAAUGUAGUCAAUAUUCCAAACAUGUACUAGCAGCAUCAUCUAUUCUUUUAUAUAAAUCACAUUGGCCAAUUCAAGAAAUAAUAGGUCUAAACAAUAAUGAAAUUUCCAAGUGCCAACAAUGGAUGAAACCUUUUCAUGAAGUUCUUUCAGGAUCAUUAUCAUAUCAAUCUGUUCGUUCAUCAUCAUCGGUACCCGAUAGUGAAACAUAUUCUAUUCAGAUACAUAACAUUUCAAUGGAUUUACUCGCCAAUGUUUAUGAAAAACGUGCAAAAUUUGUAUCGUCAUUAAUGAAUAAUCGACCUUUUCGCGAUCUUGUGAAUCAUCUUUCUUCGUCAUCAAUAAUAUUAGGAUCACAAAAAACUGAAGACGAACAACAGCAAAUGAAUGAUGUAACUGUUAUUGUAUAA